Molecule: messenger RNA, 330 nt
Organism: Budorcas taxicolor (takin)
Lineage: Eukaryota; Metazoa; Chordata; Mammalia; Artiodactyla; Bovidae
Product: lymphocyte antigen 6E-like
Exons: 3
Coding region: 1-330 (109 amino acids)
Molecular function (GO): acetylcholine receptor inhibitor activity
Source: RefSeq, a predicted model, not a curated record
AUGAGGCCACUCCUGGUGCUUCUGCUUCUGGCCACGCUGUGCACUGACCUGGCCCGGGCCCUGCAGUGCGAGCCUCUGGUGGAGUGUGCCCCGCCCGACAAGUACUGUGUGAUUACUCGGGCCGCCAGCCCCAGCGGCGUCCUGGUCAUGAAGUCCUGCGCCCCGACCUGCCCCAACAGCACCGUGACCUCCGACGGCCUGGCCCUCUCUGUCUCCUGCUGCCGGGACAACCAGUGCAGCAGCAGCGCGGCCACGGGCCUGCCGGGCGGCCCAGGCGCCCUGUGGGUCACCGCCAGCCUGCUGUGGACUCUGCUCUGGGCGGCCUGCUGA